Molecule: messenger RNA, 2808 nt
Organism: Salvia splendens (bonfire salvia)
Lineage: Eukaryota; Viridiplantae; Streptophyta; Magnoliopsida; Lamiales; Lamiaceae
Product: E3 ubiquitin-protein ligase MBR2
Exons: 5
Coding region: 1048-2625 (525 amino acids)
Molecular function (GO): ubiquitin protein ligase activity
Source: RefSeq, a predicted model, not a curated record
UUGACUUUUUUUUGUUGGUUUUCUUGCUGACUCUGUUUUGCUUAUUUAAAUAGUCUCCUAAUAUCAAAUUGAUAUGAUCAUGUUGUUAAAAUAAUCAUAAUUUAUGCGUGUUAUCAAAUUCUCAUGUUGCUUCUGUUUGAGUUUGUUUGUUGAUGAAGAGAGUUGCAGAAGAAGAAUAAUCAAUCCCCUUUGCUUGAACCUUUUUGGUGACUUAGAUUAUGAUAAAGUGUGCCUUUAACAAGAAAAGUAUGAACAACUUGUCAUAUAAUUAACACUUAAAACAGAAAAAAAAGAUGAAGUUGGAACUGCUCUAAUAUAUAGUAUUAGAUGAUGCUAAUGUGUGUCUUGCAAUUUUAUUCUCUUCUAUGAUGAUUAUUUUCGCGGAUAUCUCUGAAUUCGUAUUCUGGUAUGUUCUUCACAAUUGAGAAAAUUUUGAAAAAAUCAUUAGUUUUAAUCUAAACUAGGCACUGUUUUUAUUCUUCAUUGAUUCUAAUGAUACCAGCCUGUGACCUUUCGAUUUAGCUUCUUAACAACGUUGCACGUUUAGGUACAGUUAAAAGAGCUUGAAUUGCCUUUGUUGAUAUUAGAUGAGGCUAGUAUGUAUCUGGCUAUGUUAUUCUCUUCUAUGAUGAUUUUUUCUGCGGCUCUCUGAAUUCAUAUUCUGGUAUGUUCUUCACCAUUGAGAAACUUUUUUAAAAAAAUCGUUAGUUUUAAUCUAAACUAGUCAGUGUUUUCAUUCUUCAGUGAUUCUCAUGAUACUGGAUUUUGAGUUUUCGAUUUAGCUUCUCAAUAACGUUGCACGUUUAGGUAAUAGUGUAAAUAGUUAUAUGGCUGAUAUAGCAAGUCUUUUUGGUGGUUUUUAUGUUUACCUAAUGAGUGUUGUUUUGGCUUGAUUAGCCUGAUUUCGUUCAUCUAAACCUAAAUUCAUUGUACUAGUUUCGAUUGUUUCUUUGGAGAAAAGGGGGAAAUAUACUGUUUCUUGAUCGAGAAGUGGUGUGUGUUGUGCUCUUUGAUUAAGCGGUGAAGGCUAAAUGUGUAUAUAUAUUGAUGCAGCAGAAUAGAAAGUCGAUCAUGAAUGGAUACUCCAGCAAAAGAGGUGUUGCUACGAGUAGAGCACCUAGGAAAGGCAUUAGUUCAAGCUCGUCCCAUGAUCAGAAUGUUCAGUUCUGUAACCGAAUAGGAUGCAGUGGAAGAAUCAAGUACGGGAAUCAGAAUAUGAAAAUUAGAAGCUCGGACAAUGGCAAAAGCCCCAAGUCCUCGUUUUGUUCUUCAAACGGGAAUGGAGCGGUUGAAGCUUUGUCUAAGAGUGGUUCUGUGGUGAUCAGGGAAAAGGCGUCGUAUCUUGAUACAAAGAAAAGGUUGCCAUUUGAUCAACCCGAAAGUAGUCAGUCGGGCGAUUCAGAAGCCUCACAGUCAACAUCCUCACCUGGAUCAGCAAGCAAGUCUGGACAGAAUCCCGUGGCGAAAAAUGGCAGUGGGAGUGUUCCAUCGAGUGUUAGAACUCGAAAAAGGGUUCAGAAUAUGUCGGGUUCGAACAAGCAAAAUACUCAGACAGCUUCUUCUGUUUCCCCCACUACUAAUAGUGGUAAUAACAGAAGUAGGUGCCUGAAAAACCUCAAAUGCAACGUGGUCUCAGAUUCCGUACCACCUCCUAAUUGUUCAUCGUCAGGGUCGAAAUCUCCCUGCAAGAAUGUGAUGAGGAAGAGAAGUCUAGAAGGGGUUAGCAGCGAGCCCGGUAGAGGGAGACAGACAGUUGUUUCUACACACGCCUCGUCUUCGAGCAGCAGCGCCUCCGUCUCUGCCUCUGGUGCGGAUAGCACCACUUCUGGUUCGGCCAGGACAGGAGGGUCGAGUAACGUAAACAAGAGUAGGUCAACGAGGCUCUCUUCUCGACAAAAUGGGAGAAAUACCUCGAGCCUUAGAGAAUCCUCCCUCCGAGUCUCCCAUCCCGAACCACCUAGAAGCACUGGCAGGCCAAGAUUAUCGCAGCAAUACUCUCCCAACGCCCCUUCAAGUGGGUUGAGCUCGUAUAAUCUCUCUCCUUCUAGUAAUAGUGACGACAAUCGGUCCACUUUGAUGCCUUACACUGUAAUGGAGCCCGGCUACAGCCACUUUGUGAACCGUGACAUGUUGCAACGAUACAAUAUGGAUGGUAUUGCUGAGGUAUUACUAGCACUCGAAAGGUUCGAGCAGGACGAAGAAAUGACACAUGAGCAAAUACUCGCAUUGGAGACGAGUUUAUUCCUCAGUGGCCUCAAUCUAUACGACCAGCACCGGGACAUGAGACUGGAUAUUGAUGACAUGUCGUAUGAGGAGUUGUUGGCUCUAGGGGAUAGCAUGGGAACGGUUAGCACCGCCCUCUCAGAAAACGAACUAUUCAAGUGCAUCAAGCGACGCAUACAUCAGGGUGCCCUGACAGAAAAAGUGUCGGGCGAAGACGGAGAUGAUGUCAAAUGCAGCAUCUGCCAGGAGGAGUAUGUGAAGGGGGACGCUAUCGGGGAGUUAGUCAAGUGUGAGCACGCGUAUCACAUCGCGUGCAUAAAUCAGUGGCUGAGGCUCAAGAACUGGUGCCCUAUUUGCAAGAGUGCUGCAGCUCCAUCACAACCAUCUUCUUCUCUCUCUUAAUGCAAAUCUUUCUUUUGAUCUGUACAUUAAUGGAUAUUAUUGUAUUGUUUCUGCUCUUUGAAUUUUUUAUUUUUAUUUUGUAAAUAUCAUUCUAUUCAAUAUCCUAAGGCAUUUUGGUGAAAAUCUGACUGCCUCAGUGAACAAAGUUUUCCAAUAAUACUAUAAUUUUUUCUUGCUUGAAAA